AUGUCGGAAUCUUUUAGUUCAGGUUCAGGUGAUGGUAAGGGAUAUUCGUUACAUCCUUAUAACCCCGAUAAGUUCUCUUCAGGUGCUCCUGUACCCGACGUUUCUGACCAACAUCUGGCCGUAGAUACAAUCACUUCUAAUACUACUGCAACUUCAACACUUCAUAGAACAACCUUACAACAAUCAUUUAUUGAUAAUUUGAAUCAACACUCUAUCAAAGAAGGUUUAUUGAUCAAGAGAAUUGACCAUCCUGAUAUGGAAAAGAUUGAUGAUUCACUUUAUAAAGAGCAAAAAGAGAAUUUAUGCUUGAACAUUGCCGAUAAACUUCAAAAGGUUUUUGAAUUAAGUGAUGAUGAUUACUUUUAUGGAAAUUUCAAUUCAUGGCUUAUUAAAGAUGUGUUAUUACAGGGUCAUUUAUAUUUAACCAAACAAUGUAUAAUUUUCUUUGCGUUCUUACCAAAGAAGGAAUCUGUCACAAGUGAUAUUGGUCAAGAUGAUUCCCAAAAUAUCAUUCAAGCUGGUUCUCUUGGAUUGAAAUCAGCUAAAUAUGUCGAAUCAGUAUUCACGACCGUGAUAACUCAUAGGUUUUGGGCUAUUCUUCGUUCAGAGACGUUGAGUAUUUAUAGUUCAUCAACUGAUCUUUACUUCCCCAGUUUAGUAAUAGAUUUAAGAACUUGUAUUAAAGCAGAAAUUAUCGAUAAAGAUAAGAUGGAUCCUAUCAAAUCUCCAACCUCAAGAAGUAGAGCAGACACUGGUUCAGGAAUGAUGUCUCCUAGAUUAACAACUAGGAAUUCUACAGAAUUCUUAACAGAGGAUGACUUUCAAAGUGUGUUGACGCAAGAGAAUUUAUCGGCCACAGAAGACAAUGAAGGUUUAACUAAUGGUGUCUGGGUAAGAUUGGUAACUCAGAAGAAGACUUAUAGAUUUUUAUGUGAUAAUUUAUUUUCAGCAAGACAAUGGUGUAAUAAUUUAACCAAGGUGAUAUUUCAAUUGAAUAAUUCCAAUGAAAGUAAUGAAGUUUUGAUCAAAAUUCCUAUUGAGAAUGUUCUUGACUAUGGUAAAAAUGAAUUAUUUGAGAUGGAUUCGGAACCAGAUGAACAACAACCCAUCAGUAUAUCUAUAAAGUAUAUUGAUAAGAAUAGAGUGAAGAAGUCAAAGUUCAAGAAGAGUGAUGCAAAUGAAGAUAUGAGGUUGAAAAGUAUAUAUUUUGUUUUUUUUCAUGACACUGGUAUUGCCUUCGAAGCUCUUUCUAAGGUUGUUAAUGACUUUAGGCGUAGAAAGAGUUCGGUUGAUAUCGAUGACGCAGCUUCGUUAACUUCAUCCACAUCUAAAUCAGAAAGGAUUAUAGAAAAAGCAAAGCGAAUGGUAGGUAAAGACGACUCAAAUAUAUCAAUAUCAGAUUCUGCUCUAAAGAAGAUUGGAAAGAGUUUAUCAAACACAGGUAAGAUGUUUAAUAAUAGAAAGUUAUCUGAUUCUAUUCAUAGUGUUAGUUCAACCAUGAAUUCUUCAAUAUUUGAUUCAGGAACAAUGGGUACCCUGACAUCAUUAUCUACUUCUGCUUCGCGUGUGAGUAUGCCAAAGCCAUUAUCUGUUCAAGGUAUUAGAGAUCUUCAGAUGUCAUUUGAAACGAAACAUUUACGUUUGGAAGAUGCUGUUUCUUUAUAUAAAGAAAGAUCCAAAAAUUCUGCUAAAUCUGAUAGUAUACAAAGUAAGUUAAUCAAAAUGUCAAUCGGAAAGAGUAUUAAGCUUAUCUCUAACGUUGGAAAUAAAUGGACUGCUCCUGUAGCCCAUUAUGUUAAGAUAUCCGAGAAUGAUCCAAAUUAUGUCACUGAUAAAAAAGAAAGGGAUGAAUCUCAAAUACAUUUCAGAGAGCAUUUUAGCUUGAAUGAUGAUAAAAAGUUGGUAGCGACAUAUUACGGCCAUUUACUCCGUUCCAUUCCAGUUUAUGGAAAACUUUACUUGGGUGAGACAGAAUUAUGUUUUAGAAGUCUUUUACCAGGUGUAUCUACCAAGAUGAUUUUACCUCUUGGUGUUGUUGAAACUUGUUAUCGUGAAAGAGGUAUAAACUUAACUUACUCAGGCUUAGUUGUGGUUAUCAAAGGAAGAGAAAAGCUAUUCUUAGAAUUUGGCUCUCAAAAAGCUAGAGACGAUGGCGAAGAAAUGCUUCUUAAACAAUUAGAAAAGUUGCAUAAGGAUGAGUCUUGGUCUCCAACUCCAAUUGAAUGGGGUCAUAAUUACGAUCUCGAAUUAAAUAGAGUAAGAUUAGGAGGAGCUUUAACUCCUGCCGAUGAGUCUGAUGAAUCUGACGAAGAGGAUGAUAUUCCUAACAGCAACGUUAGACUUGCAGAAGCUAGAAUAGAAAGUGCUAGACUAAAGAUGUUUGAAGAUAAGUUUAAUGCAGCAUCUGGGAUCGAUAUUCCCCUUAUUCUUGAAGAUUCACCUUUUGCAAAGAUAGAAAUUCGUCCUUCUACAUCUUACAAGUUCACUUUGUUAACCAUUGGUUCUCGAGGAGAUGUACAGCCAUAUAUUGCCUUAGGUAAAGGGUUGAAAAAGGAAGGUCAUAUAGUCACAAUUGCUACUCAUAAGGAGUUUGAACCUUGGAUCCGUAAACAUGGUAUGGAGUUCAAGGAAAUUGCAGGUGAUCCUGGAGAAUUAAUGUCAUUAAUGGUAUCACAUGGAUCAAUGUCUGUUUCCUUUUUGAAAGAAGCAAGUUCUAGAUUAAGAGGCUGGAUCACCAAGUUAUUGACUUCUAGUUGGGAAGCAUGUCAAGGAUCUGAUAUUUUGAUUGAAAGUCCUUCUGCAAUGGGAGGGGUCCACAUAGCUGAAGCGUUGGGUAUUCCAUAUAUGAGAGACUUCACUAUGCCAUGGACUCGUACAAGAGCAUAUCCACAUGCGUUUAUCGUACCUGAUCAGAAAAAAGGAGGUUCUUAUAAUUAUUUAACUCAUGUCAUGUUUGAGACAGUGUUUUGGAAGGGAAUAUCUUCUCAAGUUAAUAAAUGGAGAAUUAAAGAGCUUGAUUUACCAAGAACUAAUUUAUUAAGAAUGCUGCAAACUAGGAUACCCUUCUUAUAUAAUGUAUCUCCUAGUAUCUUCCCUCCAAGUGUAGAUUUCCCGGAUUGGGUUAAGGUUACUGGGUAUUGGUUCUUAGAUGAAGGUGCAGCGAAGGACUAUAAUCCUCCAGAUGCACUUGUGGAAUUCUUAGAAUCGGCUAUUGAAGAAGAAAAGAAAAUUGUCUAUAUUGGGUUCGGAUCGAUUGUAGUUAAAGAUGCUAAGAGUUUAACUAAAGCGAUUGUCGAUGCUGUUUUGGAAGCUGAUGUUAGAUGUAUCUUAAACAAGGGAUGGUCAGACAGAAUGUCUCAGGAUAAGAAUGAACCUGAGAUUGAGCUUCCUCCUGAAAUUUAUAAUUCUGGAUCUAUUCCUCAUGAUUGGUUGUUUCCAAAGAUUGAUGCUGCUGUGCAUCAUGGAGGUUCAGGAACUACAGGGGCUACUCUCAGAUGGGGAACACCAACUAUUAUCAAACCAUUCUUUGGAGAUCAAUUUUUCUAUGCUUCCAGAGUGGAAGAAUUAGGUGUGGGAAUAGCAUUAAGAAAAUUGAAUUCAAGAUCAUUAGCUAAGGCGAUGAUAAAUGCUACCACUGAUUUGAAAAUGAUUGCUAAAUCGAAGAGAUUAAGUGAACAAAUUAAAAAUGAAUGUGGUGUAUUGAGUGCUAUUGAAGCUAUUUAUUCUGAAAUGGAAUAUGCCAGAAGUUUAAUUGCUGCUAAACAGCAAUAUAAUGAACACUAUAAAUUACAUCAUCCAGACUUCAAGUCAUCAGGAUUACAUACUCCUGUUGCAAAUGACAUUGAACAUGAUGACGAAGAUGAAGAAGAAGAAGACGACGACUAUGAUGAUGAAAACGCUGUAGAAGAUGAUUCUGAAACUGAAGAAGAGGAUAAUAUAGAUAAAAAAGAUGCCAUUGCCAAUGAAUAUGGAGUCCUGUUAGUUGAACCAUCGAAGCAAAGUCUCGCCAGCGAUCAUUCUACUAUAAUUAGCAGGUGA
Molecule: messenger RNA, 4038 nt
Organism: Scheffersomyces coipomensis
Lineage: Eukaryota; Fungi; Ascomycota; Pichiomycetes; Serinales; Debaryomycetaceae
Gene: UGT51C1
Product: Ugt51c1p
Exons: 3
Coding region: 1-4038 (1345 amino acids)
Biological process (GO): sterol metabolic process; carbohydrate metabolic process
Molecular function (GO): hexosyltransferase activity; UDP-glycosyltransferase activity
Source: RefSeq, a predicted model, not a curated record